Messenger RNA from Miniopterus natalensis, 951 nucleotides. RefSeq names its product H1.8 linker histone (gene H1-8). Gene Ontology annotation, cellular component: nucleosome. The record is from RefSeq and is a predicted model, not a curated record. NCBI's taxonomy places the organism in Eukaryota, Metazoa, Chordata, Mammalia, Chiroptera, Miniopteridae. Gene Ontology annotation, biological process: nucleosome assembly. Gene Ontology annotation, molecular function: DNA binding.
AUGGCUCCUGGAAGCGUAGCCUCCAGUGACACCUUGAUCUCCUCGGCCUCCCUAACCCCCAUGACCUCCACGACCUCCACGACCUCCAUGACCUCCACCUCUGGGUGGUCUGGGGCUCAAAAGCCAGGCCCGAGCCACAGUGCCGGCCCAGCACCACGCCGCAACCCACCCAUGCUGCGCAUGGUGCUGGAGGCGCUGCAGGCGGGAGAGCAGCGCCGGGGCACCUCGGUGGCGGCCAUCAAGGUCUACAUCCUGCAGAAGUACCCAACGGUCGACGCCGUGCGGCUCAAGUACCUGCUGAAGCGGGCCCUGGACACGGGCAUGCAACGCGGCCUCCUCAGCAGGCCCACCAACUCCAAGGCCAAGGGGGCCACUGGCAGCUUCAAGUUAGUUCCCAAGCACAAGAAAAAAAUCCAGCCUAGGAAGACGUCCACCCUGUCAGCCCGCCAGAGACCUGGUGAGGCCAAGGAGGAGGCCCCCAAGAAAGGUGGCCAGACCAAGGAUGGAGAGGCAAGAGUGGGCAAGGCCAAGAAGGUCCCCCAACAGCCAGACAAAGCCACAAAGGCCCCUCCUGGUGCCAGUGGGCCCCAUGGGAAGUCAAAGGUUAAAGGCAGAAAGAACAGCCCAGCAGAUGCCAAGGCCCACAGGAAAACCAAAACUGGAACUCAGAGUUCAAAACCCACAGUCACCAAGGGUGAGAAUGGUGUUGCUUCCGCAGCCAAAAAGAAGACAGGGACCAAGGUUCUUAAAGAGGCCACUGCCCAGGGGGCCAGGGAAGGGUCGAAAGCCAAGGUUGCUGCUGCUCCUAAGGCUAAGGACAGUGGGUCGAAGAUGAUACCUGUACCACUGCCCAGGAAGACAGAGGUCCCCAAGGGCCCAAGAAAGCCUGGCAUGCCCACCAAGGUGUCAUCAUCCAAAGGGACCAAUACGAAGGCAGAAGCCAAGAGCUAG